Epithele typhae is the source of this 2379-nucleotide messenger RNA. Its product is annotated as ELMO/CED-12 family-domain-containing protein. The record is from RefSeq and is a predicted model, not a curated record. The transcript has 12 exons. Bases 1 to 2379 code for a protein of 792 amino acids. Gene Ontology annotation, biological process: cell motility; actin filament organization. Lineage: Eukaryota; Fungi; Basidiomycota; Agaricomycetes; Polyporales; Epitheliaceae. Gene Ontology annotation, cellular component: plasma membrane.
AUGUCCUUCCCACCAGAGGAGCGCGCCCUCCCGAAUCCCCCUCCUGCGACCUCCACCACCCCCGUUGCCAAUGGCCCGUCGAACGGCAAGACGUCACAAGCGGCAACGAAGGGUGGAUUGGUCCCCACCAACAACGUUACCACCAAGGAUGGCAUCACGGUCCGGACGCGAAUCGAGCCCAGUCUCGCUGUCGAGGACGUCAUACGACAAUUGUGUAUCAGCUUGAAGCUCAAGGACCCUCCUGUCAUGUACGCGUUACGGGAUGAAAGCGACGAGCUAGUAACGAAUGACAACUUGCGGAAGAAGAUAAAGUCGAAGAUGAAUCUCAAGCUUGUCAAUGCUCCUGCAAUUGAAGCCGCAGAGAUCGUGGAGAAGCUAAGCUCGAGGGACCAGACCAAGGAUGCGAAAGUUGGUCUAGCAUUAAUGUCGUUGCGCAAGUUGAUUCGCGAAGAGCCAUUUGCAAACGAGUUCCUGCAACGAGACGGUCUGCAUGAACUCAUAGACGUCAUCAAUACAUCCUACGGGAACACACUUGCUUAUGCGCUAACUGCCAUGCAGAACCUGAUGGAGUUAGACUACGGUUGGGCGAACCUUGACAACAACUUCAUAUUGAAGGUGGUCCAGAUUCUGUCGUCGGAGCAAUCCCUCAUCAAUGUUUGCCGACCUGCAACUGCGAUUCUCAAGAAACUCGUGGAGGCUGAUCCUGGGGCCGCUUCGGGAAACCUCAACAACCCCGGCUCAAGCAGGGGUCCACCAAGUCCGCCCCCUGGAUCCGUAUACAGGUAUGGCUUCGAUGUCGUCUUUGAGCAGAUGCGGAAGGAACGGAGGCUUUUGGAGACGGUUGUGAGUCGGUUGGGUAGUGCGGACACGACAAUGGCUCUGUACAGUAUGAUGUUGAUCAACUCAUUAAUGGCCCACGCGAGUGAUCCACGAUGGGACGAGUUCAUCGCCGAAAUAGAACGAUUGAAUGUCCGGAAGGCUGUUAUUCGGCUCAUGUCUUCACAUACCAUAGAAGACUUGACCUCAUGUAUCCUGGACUUCCAGGCCAACAUGGUCCGUGUUACGUUCCGCAAGAAGACUACCCUUGUCGAACCCGACUUCGAACCGCUGCACAGCUCGGCCCUGCAGCUCAUCUGGGAGAAGAGUCGGUUAAAUGAAGAACGUGAGGAUGCCAACACUUUCAUCAAGUGGAGACAGAUUGGUUUCGAUUCGGAGGACAUUGGAAUAGAGUUCCGCGAAGUUGGUGUGCUUGGUCUUGAUUGCCUGAAAUACUUUGUGGAGAAGGAUCCCGAUUACUGGGCCAAGGUUGUUCAAGAGCAGCUCAGUCGACCAGAGGAGCGACGAUGUCCGAUUGCGAAAGCGUCGAAUGAAGUCACCGACCUCUUGUCGGAACACUGGGCAAUCUAUGCGCCGGGAUACUCCACAUCGACAACAUUCCAGCCGUUCUUCCUCAACUUCCCCAAAGUACACUCCCUUGCGUUGCACUUCUUCUUGCGCAUGUGGAAUGAGAGCGCAUCCUCCACCGGCGACUUCCCCCGUCUCGUGGCGUUGACCCGUAGCCAAGUCAAGGUCGCUUUGAAGCGGGAGAAUAUCCGACCAUGGCAUGAAGUCGAACAGGAGUUCCUGGAAUGCGAGUAUCGCUUAGUUCGCGAUAGGCAGAUGAAGGAACUCGAGAUGGAAGACGACAUUAUGAGCAAGGUUCCCAUUCGAAACUUGCGCGCCAAGUUGUACAAGGAGUCUUUCGAGUUCGUGCGCCAGCAGCGCAUCCACUGUCUACUUGACGGAGCCUGGUUUAUGAACGGUAUCCCCAUCGCGUCUGGAGUCUCAAGAGAAACAAUGAGGCGACCAACACGACCUUUCCGUUUCCUUCGGCUGGACGCGGGACUCAAAUAUCUCCACUUCGUUGACAGCGCCGUGAAGUUCCCCGUCCGCAAGGGCCUAGAAGACCUCCCCGAGCGCAUCGAGAUCGCGAUGAUCUCCGAAGUCGCGACCGGCACCUCCGCGCCUUUCCCGCACAUCCGCAGCGAGAUGCAGGUUGAUCUCCCUGUCGGCCCCGGGGCGCCGAUGGCCUCCGCGCUUUCCUUCUCGCUCCUCAGCACCACCAGCGGGGGCUCUCUCGCCGACCAGAUCGCCUCCGACCAAGCGCAGUGGGCCGACUGGACCGACGGCCUGAACAUGCUCCGCCGUGACGGCGGCCACGUAGCCUCGCAGGAGACGGAGCUCUUCGUGCAAGCGUUGACCGAGAUCGGGCUCAAGAUCAAGUUGCUUGAUCUCUCAGGAGAGAAGGUCGAGAUCCCCAGCGGACUCGUUGCCGGCCCGCCACCGAUGAACAGCGAUUUCUUCUUCUCGGACCUUUCCUACGACCCCACCGCGCAGUAG